UUUUUCGAGCCCUGUAUUACUUCCCAGACACCUCAAAAUGCAGAGAAGUGGCCACCAUUUUGUUAACAACCACACACUACUAUAGGCCACUCACUAUUUACAACAGAAUAGAAAGUGAGUACCAUAGCCAAUAACAGAAUGGCAUUGGUAAUAGAAUGCUAGUAGAUUUAUAUUAAUUGUUAAUAUCAGGUUGUGCUGUUUUCAUCAGGGUAGUUCACCUCCUUUGAUUUCUGAUGUUGCCUUAGCAGUAGCAAGCAAAUUAACAACAGCAGUGCUCUCUAAGCUCACAGCAGCAAGUGGGUGGCUAGGAUGGGGUACCAAGCAAGCCAGUCAAUCAACAGAAUCAACAAAAGCUACAAAGCCCAAGGUGGAAAAUGGAACUUUUUUACCUGCCAGAUUUGGUUUGCCCGACUCUCAUCGGCACGGCACAAGCAUCACAAUGGCGCCAAAUGGCCGCUUGGCUGUGACUACCGAUGAUUAUGGUCGAGUUAUGCUACUGGAUGCAAAGAAAGCUAUAGUGGUUAGAUUAUGGAAAGGCUACCGUGAAGCAGAGUGUGGCUGGGUAAUGGUUGAAGAGGAAGACCACCACGAGGAAGAACUGCCAAAGUCUUCCCUGAGGACGGCUCUGUUCCUUGUCAUAUAUGCUACCAAAAGAGGAAUUUUAGAGAUCUGGAGAACAGAACAAGGACCACGUGUGGCUGCCUUUAAUGUUGGAAAAGACUGCAGGCUCUUGUAUGCCGGGCAUGGAAUUAUGGGACUAGGUCAUGUGAUCAGACAGGGGCAGGCCCCCCCACAGCACACACUGAACUGUACUCUGAUCCAGAGUGACGGAACAUUGAAGACAUUCUCAAAUGGAUCGCUGUUGCUGUCUCAAUUUCUUCACGAUGAUCCAGUUCUUAGACUUAAAUGCAGAACAUGGCAGCCAUACAAGAACUAUGGGACUGCAGAGCAGGUUGAAGAACUAGCCAUCUUGUAUCCCAGUGCAAUGGUUAUUAUUGAUGGUUUUAGUUUGUACCAGUCACUGAGAGCUUGCAGAAACCAGCUAGCAAGAGCUCAAGCCAGUGGUUUCUCUGAACUCAUUGGUCCUCCUCCACUGGCAUAUAAGAAAUGGAAAUUUGAUGGUCAAAAGCAAAUUACAGAUAUUGCUAGCUGUGGAGUUGUGCCACCAAACAUGUUUGACCAGCUUCAUACAGCCUCGUUCAUAGGAGGUUUCAAUGCAAACAUCAGGAGCCACUUGCCUGCUAUGUCUCACUACAUUAGCACCGGGAUGGAGCCAUUUGUAGCAGUGUACACUGCAAUGGAGGGUAGUUCACCUCCUUUGAUUUCUGAUGUUGCCUUAGCAGUAGCAAGCAAAUUAACAACAGCAGUGCUCUCUAAGCUCACAGCAGCAAGUGGGUGGCUAGGAUGGGGUACCAAGCAAGCCAGUCAAUCAACAGAAUCAACAAAAGCUACAAAGCCCAAGGUGGAAAAUGGAACUUUUUUACCUGCCAGAUUUGGUUUGCCCGACUCUCAUCGGCACGGCACAAGCAUCACAAUGGCGCCAAAUGGCCGCUUGGCUGUGACUACCGAUGAUUAUGGUCGAGUUAUGCUACUGGAUGCAAAGAAAGCUAUAGUGGUUAGAUUAUGGAAAGGUAGAUUCAAUUUUAUUCUCAGUCUUGACAAGCAUAGCAAAAGAGUUAGGGAUCUACACCUGUUAAAAAAGCUGUCAGUUCUUUUGGACUCAACAAGGUCUGGCCAAGGAAGUGAAGAAAAUGAUAGCAAUAAACUGGAAAAAGCCUUGGUAGACAUUCUGAGUGAUAUACAAACUCCACAACUUCAUCAACAGGGUCUACAGUGUGUCUUGUCCACUGUGGGAAUUCCAGUCUCUGUUUUACUCCAAGCUGUGAGGACCGUCAGUGAAACAGCACAAAAGCAAAAUCACACAUCAGAUGACCACGAUGAAGUAAGAGAAGACACCAAACUACUGCUGAAUUUUUGCGAUGUACAGCGGCAACUUAUACAAACACACAACUCAAUCUUGAAACUGUAUAAGGAGGAGCAGGGAUCUGGGGAAGAGCCCUGGAAAGGAAAGAGCAAGGAACUGUCUUUAGCCAGCCUUCUUGGUCUUACAAAAUCUGAAGCUGCCGAGCUGCUGUCUGCUCUACAAGGGAGCCAGUCCAAUCAACAGACACCAGUGUCCAAGAAACCCACUCGAUCAGUUCCUCAGAUGAGUGUCACAUCCUUCCUCGGAUGUUUUGAGUACACUUCAAAUAGCCACCAGGGAAAAGAAUCAAAGGAUUUAACGCAAGAAAACACAGCUGGGCCGUCACCAGUGACUCUGCCAAAGGCUGUUGCUAUGAGGAAAGGAACGCGGUUUAUUGUGAGAUUAAUUUGUUGUCUUGUUGUUGUUCGCAGUGACAAGCAUAGCAAAAGAGUUAGGGAUCUACACCUGUUAAAAAAGCUGUCAGUUCUUUUGGACUCAACAAGGUCUGGCCAAGGAAGUGAAGAAAAUGAUAGCAAUAAACUGGAAAAAGCCUUGGUAGACAUUCUGAGUGAUAUACAAACUCCACAACUUCAUCAACAGGGUCUACAGUGUGUCUUGUCCACUGUGGGAAUUCCAGUCUCUGUUUUACUCCAAGCUGUGAGGACCGUCAGUGAAACAGCACAAAAGCAAAAUCACACAUCAGAUGACCACGAUGAAGUAAGAGAAGACACCAAACUACUGCUGAAUUUUUGCGAUGUACAGCGGCAACUUAUACAAACACACAACUCAAUCUUGAAACUGUAUAAGGAGGAGCAGGGAUCUGGGGAAGAGCCCUGGAAAGGAAAGAGCAAGGAACUGUCUUUAGCCAGCCUUCUUGGUCUUACAAAAUCUGAAGCUGCCGAGCUGCUGUCUGCUCUACAAGGGAGCCAGUCCAAUCAACAGACACCAGUGUCCAAGAAACCCACUCGAUCAGUUCCUCAGAUGAGUGUCACAUCCUUCCUCGGAUGUUUUGAGUACACUUCAAAUAGCCACCAGGGAAAAGAAUCAAAGGAUUUAACGCAAGAAAACACAGCUGGGCCGUCACCAGUGACUCUGCCAAAGGCUGUUGCUAUGAGGAAAGGCUUGUCCAACGAAAUGACAAUUCAACUUUCAAGCUUUCUUUUCAAGAAUUGCCUCUUAGGGGAAUGUUCUUCUGGAAGCUUAGCUCUUCCUUUUGAUUCAUCUGGAAUUAGACCUCAACAUUUAAUGACCCUUCUUGUCUCUGGUUGGCUAUUAGAUCCGGACCUGUGUUACGAUAAAGUAGAUUCCAUGUUUCAUCUUCACUCUCUCAUAUCAAGAAUAAGUUCACUUCCAGGAGGAUUACCAAGCGAGAGUUCCUCUGCCGAGUCAACUGACAAUGUUAUUUCACCGUGGUGGGAGAAUGUACGUCACACUCUGGCCCAGUCCACAGCAACAAGCCGGGCGCUAUCGCUUGCUUCAGUUUGUAGAGCUGUUGCCAUGGAAAUCAGCACAGCGUCCAAGAAAGUACAGGUAUGGUGGGGUACACUGAUACUAAGGCGCUUUUCAGGAUUCUUUUAAUAUUCGGUGGAUUGGAUAUCCUCGAAGAA
Molecule: messenger RNA, 3570 nt
Organism: Orbicella faveolata
Lineage: Eukaryota; Metazoa; Cnidaria; Anthozoa; Scleractinia; Merulinidae
Product: rab3 GTPase-activating protein non-catalytic subunit-like
Biological process (GO): regulation of GTPase activity
Source: RefSeq, a predicted model, not a curated record